GAGUGUUUUUUUUUUCAAGGGUGGGGUAGCGGUUAUGUUUGUGCUUUGUGCUGAUAGUAGUGAAGAAUAGCAGGUUGUCUCGGAUGGAAGGAAGAUGAUUUUGUUUGUCAAGUCCAAAUGGCCGAUUGUAGUAGUGCUAGUGCUGGAUCAUGUAUAAGUUCGUUGUUUAUAAUGAAACAUAAUUGUAUAGAUAAUCUCGAUCGUAAUGUGUUCAGCUCGGAUAGUAACCAGUCAAGUAGUAACGAAUGCAUAGACCUAGAAGAAAAAGAUUAUUUUGGCUUCAAGUUGGACGUAGACCCAUCCGAUGACACAUUGGAUGCGUGUAAAGAACUACUCGUACAAGACUCCUCCGAGAACACCAUCUCAUCGGUCGAUUCGACGCUGGAGGACUCAGAUAAUUAUAGCUCCGAAAGCUCUGACAGAGCAACUACAACAGACAUGAGUAGCGACGUGAGUAACGUUAGCGUGGACGAGCUUGAAAAUGAUUUUUUUCUCAUGUUGAACAAAGGCGACGAUCUACGAAGUUACUUUUUUCUGAAUAUAUUACCUAGUGUGUUCAAAACGCCGACUAUUAAUUCAUUCUCGGACGAUGAAUUCGAUAAAGAUAUAGCGGUUACCAAAGAAGACUGUUCGCCGGAAAGUGUUACCACACCCGAGCACAAACCGAGCGAAGAAUUUUGCUGCAAAUCAAAAUUACAACACGAAGAUAGUCGUAUUAGUAAUAAUAACAAUCUAUUAUGCUCUUCGGAAUGUCUCAGGAGUAACGACACGUUCAAAAAUGCUCGCUUACAACAGCCAUCUCCUCAAUUGGAUAUCACACUCAAAGAGAAUAUCCGCUUUCCUACUGAUAAAAGGUCUACGCGCAUUGAUCGUAUAUGCCGAUGGGCCGAUUGCGUCGAUCACAUUUCCUCUACUGCCAAACUCGUCGAACAUUUACAAACGAAGCACGUGAAUCCUCAAACUUUCAGCGAAACGUUCAUUUGCCUUUGGGACGGUUGCAAAGUGUUCGGACGUCCGUCCUGUUCUCGUACGUGGUUAGAAAGCCAUGUCCUCAGUCACGGAGGCAACAAACCGUACAAGUGUAUCGUCGAUAAUUGCGGCCAAAGAUUCAGCUCUCGGCUGGUACUGGAAAGACACGUUAAUCAGCAUUUCAAAGUGCCCAAAGAUCCGACUGUCGGCGUUAUAGAUGUUAUACCUAAAUCGAUCCGUAGAAAUGGCCAAAAAUUACGCUACAGACGCCAACCGUAUUCUGCUAGAGGAAGGACGGAUGCUUUCGAUGUCGGCACCAUGUCUAAAUUACAAUAUUCACUGGUGCAGAUGGCGCAGCGUGGCCAUAACGUGUCCAUGAAUGUGAUGGAUUCUCGCACGUUUUUACAUAUUACGUUUCAGCCUAAGGUUAUAGGAUGUCGCGAAGAAAAGAACGGAGAAACCAAAUUCCUGAUUCGAUGGUAUCCUUACAACGCUUUGGAAGACAAAUGGUUACCCAAGUCGGAAAUGGAGAAAGAGCGUAAAGUACCAAUAUGGGAUUUACCAGCCAGUGUUCAGCAUUUGUUUUGGGAUACGAUAUUCCCUAAUCAUCGUACCAAACCUGUUCAUCAGUCGCGUAAAUACAAACCGCUUAGUAGUAUUCGCGAUACGUAAUCGAUAAGACUGUUAUUAUUUGUUUAUGUAUUCAUUUUUUCUUCCAACUCUUUUGCUCUGGCUCUUCUGCUGUUACGAUAUAUUACUAUUAAGGACCGAAACAUAUUUUUUCAUGUGCAGUCCUAUCUCGCAUAUCGGCAGUUAUUUUUACAUGCAUUUAAUUACGAGCUUAUAUCGAUAUUAGUUUUAUUUUUAUUUGCCAUUUUUUUGUCCCAAGUUUUAAAAUCUCGACCAGAAUCUUCGCGAUUUAUGUAAUUCUUUUGUUUUGAUUUUUGAUUUUUCAAGUCACAAAAGUGGGUAUUUUGUGUUUCUUUUUUUAGUUUCCUCUCUCGUUGAAAAUUAUCACCUACGUGGAAAAUUUCUCGGUGAAUUUUUUGUGUCUAUAAAAUGGCGAUCUCAUAGGAGUUAUUUUUACGUGUGUUGUCUGAGAGUUACUUUUGAGCAUUUUUAUUAGUUUAUUAGUUCUUUUUAUAUUUCUUUUUUUUUUUAGUAAUAAUUUUUUGCGUAUAAGUAUUAUUACCAGGGCUGGUGAACAGAACAGAACAGAACACUAUGAAUGGAACAAUAAACAAAAAAAAUUUCAAAUUUUCUAAACAUUACCCGAACAGAACGAUAUAAUCAGAAACGAAAAAAAUGAAUCAAAAUUUACUCGAACAAAACCAGAACAAAAUGCUAUAAAAAAGUUUUCGUUUAUGAACAGAACAGAACAGAACAAAACAAUCGUUUUGUUCACCAGCCCUGAGUAUUACUAAGGACUAUUUUUUUUUUUUUUUUUUGGUGGUGUUUUUCCUUUUAUUUGUGUUUGUCGUUAGAAUAUAAGACGGUUGCAUUGUCGCAACUUUUGUAUGAUCUCUACUUGUCGACGUCGUCGUGACUCGUGUGUGAAAAUACUGUAGUAACGUGGUCGUGACAUAGACAUUGAAAUUCAUCAUCUGCAGAAGGGCGCAGACUCGGUUAUACUAUUGUAAAAUGAAAACUUUCGUCGGAUCGUUUUAAUGCCAUAUUUGUUCAGAUUUUGUUCUGCCUUCGUACAUAUAAUUAAUAUUGCGUUUAAGUCGCGAACUGAAUUAUUUUUUAAGCCCGAGGUAACCGUUGCCAGAGGGAAUUGACUUACGAAAGCAGUUCUAGCGCAGCGCAGCAUCUGAAGCUCGCAAUAGAACCUUUACUAUACAAAUGAUAUUAUAUUUUUGUAAAUUAUUGUCUUUUUUUUGUACAUAAAAUACGACUAGAAUAAUAUUGUAACUCGAGCUUCAGCGACCUCGCUUCGCUCGGGCAAUAAUACAUUUCAUCUUCUUGUUCUUUCAAUAGUUGGUUUCACGUUUUUGUUCUUGUUUUUUGAUAAAUGCUACACUUUUCCAAAUUUUAUUCCGUUCCUUUAGGAUUUUUCCAAAAAAAUGAUGGUUUUUGUUUGGCAAAAAUACUCUUUCCAAAGUGCAAAAAAAAACAUUUUUUUUGUUCAAAACAUGCUAUAAAAUGAUGGAAAAGUUUGAAACGCUAAAAACAACAAGUUAAAGCAUGAAGAUUGAAAAUUUCUGUUUUUAUCACAUUUUUAGAUGAAAUUGUUAAAAUACUAACAAAAACUAAAAAGUGAUUAAAAAAUUUUUAAAAAAUGUACCUAAUGUUUGUAAAAAAAAAAAUUAGUCGAUAUAAAAAAAAACAUGUUGAACAGACAAGAGUUUGUUUCAAGUUUUUUUUACUUUUUCUUGUUUGAAAAUCUAUUUUUUUUUUUUUUUUUUUUUUUGUGAAACAUUGUUUUAAACAUCGCACAUCGCUUCGUUUAAAACAUCCAAACUCUGACCACAAUUUUUCUCAAUUCGAAAAGUUUAUCUACUUCUCUAUUUAAUUUUUCCUCAAAAAAUUGUAGAAAAUAUUAGAUAUUUUAAUUGUAAAAAAUUUAAAAUUGAAAAUGAAACGAUAUAAAUAAAUUCAUAAAUAAUUCGUA
Messenger RNA from Planococcus citri (citrus mealybug), 3583 nucleotides. RefSeq lists its product as uncharacterized. Lineage: Eukaryota; Metazoa; Arthropoda; Insecta; Hemiptera; Pseudococcidae. The transcript is spliced from 7 exons. Gene Ontology annotation, biological process: regulation of transcription by RNA polymerase II. The coding region runs from base 118 to 1641 and encodes 507 amino acids. The record is from RefSeq and is a predicted model, not a curated record. Gene Ontology annotation, cellular component: ESC/E(Z) complex.